AUGGGAGAAAUUUAUCUACCCUGCAGCCCUGCUGCUUCCAGACGGGCGCUGACCCUCAUCUUCCUCGAUGGUCAUGAGUUCAGAUUCGUAAGAUCUAAUUGGCUUAAGGCUGCCCAAAAGCUGAUGGCUGCUCGUGAGCCACUCAGAAUGCUGACAUCUCAGUCAUGGGACACGCCCGGGGGUUGCGAUCUCAUGGCUCGUGCAUUCCAUGUGCCCCAACAGGCCUGA
Molecule: messenger RNA, 228 nt
Organism: Penicillium bovifimosum
Lineage: Eukaryota; Fungi; Ascomycota; Eurotiomycetes; Eurotiales; Aspergillaceae
Exons: 3
Coding region: 1-228 (75 amino acids)
Source: RefSeq, a predicted model, not a curated record